Messenger RNA from Nematostella vectensis (starlet sea anemone), 2455 nucleotides. Its product is annotated as dopamine receptor 4. Gene Ontology annotation, biological process: G protein-coupled receptor signaling pathway. The record is from RefSeq and is a predicted model, not a curated record. Lineage: Eukaryota; Metazoa; Cnidaria; Anthozoa; Actiniaria; Edwardsiidae. Gene Ontology annotation, cellular component: membrane. Bases 1090 to 2037 code for a protein of 315 amino acids. Gene Ontology annotation, molecular function: G protein-coupled receptor activity. The transcript has a single exon.
AGGACUGAUUUUUAUUAGAAGUACAGGCUGGAUGUUAUGCCCCGUGCAAACUGGCGAAUUUUCGCUUGACUGACUAUAGGACAAAGAAAAAAUGGGAAAUGAACUUUCUGACAUUUCUUUGUCUUGUAGUCAGCCGAGCAAGAAUUUGCCAGCAAUGCUGGCCGGUGCUGGCGCAGUUUGCACAGGGCUUAAUGAAAAAACAAGAAAUGGUAAAUAUCCAGUAGCGCAUAUAUUAUCCCGACUAAAGCAAUAACUGAUAAGCACUUAGUCAAAUUGUCAAGCCCCAGAAACAUUGAAUGAAUGGUCUACAAUGUGAGCAGCUGUACUUUUCGAGAGCUAAUUGCUUGGCAUACUGUAUACAAAUUAUGACUGCGUAAGUGCGUUUAAGGCAACGUAUUCAGAUGUUAGCGAAAUAACGGAGUCGAUAGCUCGGUAAACGAAAGUUCAGGGUACAAACAUCGAUACUCACAGAACUCGAUUAGUUUACGUCUGCGUGCAAAAGCUUUAUGGGUUAUUGAGAAGGAUUGUUUUAUCUGUCAAAAAUUAGUGUGAUAGCAUUUAAGAAUAUUUUGGACAUUUGAAUUUUUGAAAUGCAAGACUUUAAUGGCAGGCUACUCUGAAGCCAACUUCUUGACGUUGAAAAGUGACAACUUGUGGGACAUUAACAGAGGUUUUCCAAGGUUUAAAACAUGGACAAAAAGUUUGGUCCAAGAGCCUGAGAUGUAAACGUGCUGGUUGAUGUGAUGAUAAUUUGAAAAUCCCAAAACGCACAAUUGCAAUAGUAGCUUUCAAUCACUCACAACUCGGUGAUUUUCCAAAAAGAAAAGUUAUUUGUCAAGUUCUGGUACUAUACAACAGAAAUCCUUCAUUGGGUUGCAAACGAUAACUCACCUUUAACUAUCUGUUUUUAUUGCUGACAAUCUUUAAUUUGAGACACACUACAUUACUACAGACAGAUAGAAGCAGAUCAUUGAAGGAAUCAAACUCAUGGCUUAACUUGGAUUUUGGCUAGCUUAGAAGCUAUCGCAUCGUGCCGUGCUUGGAUCACUAUCAAGAAGGAAGGAAGAAAAACUCAGGACAGCCUCUCUAAUGGCAAACGAGACGUUCAACCCGUACGCUACAUUUUUUCUUAGUGUAGAUGUCUGGUUUUGGGUGGUUCACGGUAUUAUAACAAUAAUCACGGUUCUUGGAAACGCACUUGUUGUCUAUAUCCUAUGUAGCAGAAAAAACCUGCUGAACCAAGAAUCUCCGAACGGGCGGAUCAUUCUCUCUCUGGGAAUCGCUGAUCUCUUAGUGGGCGUGUUUAAUUGGCCAGCUUUUCUGACGUGUAUUUAUGGAACUUCGUGUGGGAAAACCGUUUGGGCUUUCAUCACGUUUUUCGUCAAUGUCACCACGAAUUUAUCGGUGACAAACCUCUGCUUAUUGACGCUUGAUCGAUACAUCGCGGUUGUUCACCCGUUUUCUCAUAUCCCGUUUACGCGCCAAACUAACAUAGUAAUCGCGCUGUUUUGGUUUAUUCCAUUUCUGACAGAAAUACCCCAUCUUUUUGAACUUUUAAACGUAAUAGUGAUAUCAACAUUAGCAUAUCGCUUAAGCUACAUUAUAAUCUUUACCAUCCUUCCAAAUAUUUUCAUGUGUUAUGCGUACACAAAAAUAGGUCUUGUUUUGUUCAAACACCAUAAGCAAAUCAAUGCACAACAUUCUGUCAACGCUAGAGACGGUGGGGAGAACUCCAUGAGCAAUACGUUAAAAACAGGCGAGUCUGCGGCGGGCAAGGAAAAACGUCAAGAAAGACGUCGACAUAAAGACAUAGCGGCAGUCGGAAUGGUAGUGGCGAUAUUUCUAGUUUGUAACUCUAUCUAUCUGUACUGGCUAGGUUGUAAUUAUAUCGUGAGCUCGUGCGUUGGGUCGAACGGAGUGACAAUCGCUGCUGCAUUGACAAGUUUUCUGAACUCGGCGCCGAAUUUCUUUGUCUAUGCCAUCAUGAAAUCCGACUUCCGAAAAGAGCUCAAGAAAAUGUUCAAGUUUUUUAAAUGAUUACACUCUCAAUAACACUAUAGAUGGCAUAUUUGUAGUAUUUCAGAUCAGUUUUCUAAACUCUGCGCCGAACUUGUUUGUCUAUGCCAUUGUGAAAUCUUACUUCCUAAUAGACCUCAAGAAAAUGUAAAUAAAGUUUUUGAAAUAGUUAGAUCGGUAUGUUUGUAUUGUUUCAGAUCAGUUUUCUAAACUCUGCACCGAACUUGUUUGUCUAUGCCAUUAUGAAAUCGGACCCCGAAAAGAGCUCAAGAAAAUGUUUUGGUAUAGCUUUUUAACACUAUAGUCGUGGUGUUUGCAGUGUUAUUUGGACCAAACAUCAUUGAUGCAAGAAUAACAAAGGGAGUAGCAAGUACAGAAGAAAAAACAAAUUUAAUAACGCUGUAACAAGUAACUUGGUAUAAUAUAAAGACGAGUCAUA